AAGUGUUAAGUUUCAGGCUCAGUGUUUUAUUGUUCACUGAGAAUGAAGACACCAACUGGAUUCAACUGCUACUGCAGUGAAUGUGUUUUCACGAUGUAGAUGUAACCUUGCACUGCUUCUUUAGUACUGACUCUUCUGGAAGGUAAUUGAGAAUGGGCCCUCAAUGAUGCUAAGUCUACAAUGGGAAGUGUCACACUUCGCUAUUUCUGCUAUGGGUGCCUUUUCACAUCUGUGACCUGGACGCUUCUGCUCUUUGUUUAUUUCAACUUCAGUGAAGAGAAUCAGUCCUUCAGGAAUGUGCCCGUCAAGGGGCUGGAACCUCAGAGGCCGUUUCCAAAAAAAUUCUACCCACGUUUUACACGGGGCCCUGUUCAUAUACCUGAAUUGCAACAGAAAGAGAAUAAGAUAGGAAAUCCUCUUGGAAAUCAUAUCCAGGAACCAGUUAAGGGGGAGGUAGAAUUCUCUCCUGAAAUGGGAAUGAUUUUUAAUGAAGAUGAUCAGGAAGUGAGAGACUUGGGCUAUCAGAAGCAUGCUUUCAAUAUGCUUAUCAGUAAUCGGCUGGGAUACCACAGGGAGGUGCCUGAUACAAGAGAUAAAAAAUGUAGAGCGAAAUCCUACCCUUCUGAUCUGCCAUCUGCUAGUGUUGUGAUAUGUUUCUACAAUGAAGCGCUUUCUGCCCUGCUUCGCACAGUACAUAGUGUGUUGGAUCGCAGUCCUGCGCACCUUCUUCAUGAAAUUAUUUUGGUGGAUGACAACAGUGAAUUAGCUGACUUGAAGAAAGACUUGGAUGAAUAUGUUAAAACUCAACUUCCAAAAACCACAAAAUUGGUAAGAAAUGAGAAGCGGGAAGGCCUGAUUCGAGGAAGGAUGAUUGGAGCAUCUCAUGCCACAGGGAAAGUGCUGGUAUUCCUGGACAGUCACUGUGAGGUGAACGAGAUGUGGUUACAACCUCUGCUGACGCCCAUCAGAGAAGAUCGCAGGACGGUGGUGUGCCCUGUGAUUGACAUCAUCAGUGCUGACACGCUUACCUACAGCUCAUCCCCAGUUGUGCGUGGAGGCUUUAACUGGGGCCUGCACUUUAAGUGGGAUCUUGUUCCUUUGUCAGAACUGGAAGGACCUGAGGGAGCCACUGCUCCAAUCAAGUCACCUACUAUGGCUGGAGGCCUGUUUGCCAUGGAUCGUGAGUACUUUAAUGAACUUGGACAGUACGAUAGUGGCAUGGACAUCUGGGGAGGAGAAAAUCUGGAAAUAUCUUUUCGGAUCUGGAUGUGUGGUGGUAGACUUCUGAUCAUCCCCUGCUCCAGGGUGGGGCACAUUUUCCGCAAAAGACGUCCCUAUGGGUCACCAGGGGGACAGGACACUAUGGCUCACAACUCGCUGAGGCUGGCACAUGUGUGGAUGGAUGAGUAUAAGGAGCAAUAUUUUGCUUUGAGGCCUGAGCUACGGAUGAGGAACUAUGGAAACAUUACCGACCGUGUAGAAUUGAGAAAAAGACUGAACUGCAAGUCAUUUAAGUGGUAUUUAGAUAAUAUCUAUCCUGAGAUGCAAAUAUCUGGGCCCAACGCCAAAGCUCCGCAGCCAGUUUUUAUUAAUAGAGCACAGAAACGACCGAAAAUAAUCCAGCGUGGAAGGUUGUAUCACCUUCAAACCAACAAAUGCCUGGUUGCCCAGGGCCAUCCAAGUCAGAAAGGAGGUCUGGUAGUGGUUCGGGAAUGUGACUACAAUGAUCAAAACCAGGUCUGGGUUUAUAAUGAAGAUCACGAGCUGAUUUUAAAUAAUCUCCUUUGCUUGGAUGUUUCUGAAACUCGCUCAUCCGAUCCACCUCGUCUCAUGAAAUGCCAUGGAUCCGGCGGCUCACAGCAGUGGAUGUUUGGGAAAAACAAUCGCCUCUAUCAGGUCUCUGUGGGGCAGUGUAUGAAGGUGGUGGAUCCGCUCAGCCACAAAGGGUACGUGACUAUGGCCAUCUGCGAUGGGUCCCUUCCACAGCAGUGGCAUUUUGAGAGCUGAGACAGUGAGGAUGCAGCUGAGAAGCAUUAAGCCAAGACCUGAUUCCCCUUCAGCCAUGGUUUUAAGUCCUGGAGGACUUUGUGAGAAGCCCUAAACUGCUACAUCUGGCCCAGCUGUCACAAGGACCUUUCAGAAACAUUCUGCUGUGAAGAGCUGUGUGCACGAAAAGGUCCAGGUAGUCGUCAAUCCCUGGUCAGAUGCAGGAGUAGCAGCAGCAACCCCAGUGCAGAUCUGCGUGUAGAAGUGCAAUUUGUCAACGGUUCCUUGGGUUAUCCUGGAUUAUUGAACUGGUUUUAAGUAAGAGAAAUUAUUAGAGCAACAUAAUUUAAAUUUGUGGGAUUUUAGCCUUGUGGAUCUUUUAAAUGACAAUGACAGGAGUCCUCUUCCAGUAUUUCAUGUGCAGUCUCUCAUCGAUUUAUGUCUUUAGUAUGGUUUUACUGGCCAAAUUAUUUUACUGUUUCUGGAAAAUAUUUUUAUUCUGUUUUCUGAAAAUUGUCAUUUGUAAUAUUUAAAUUUAGGUCGCUUAUUUUACAAUUUUAGGACAUUUCCUGUAGUUUAAAUUCUUAGCUGUCAUUUGUCACUUGAUAUUUAAAGCAAAGUCACUAUUAUAAAGUCUAUUUUGAUGACUUAUGACAGUAGCUGCAUUUAAAAUAAAGUCUCAUUUUUGUAUGGAUCUAUACGGCCUCGCUCUCUGUAGCUGCUGGACCAGAAAGUACUGAGAGACUAAUGUGAGUUCAUGGUCCCAUAAUUUGGGUCUUCCGUUGUUGUCAUUCCAUUUUCCUUAUGGCUGGCUCUUUCUCCCUCUCUCCCCUCUUGGAAGAUUUGACAGAAGAUUUAUAUCUUUGUUUUUUUCUCUGGUUCUCCGGUUCCCUUCCCAAGUUUAGUUUAUUUUAUGGUUUACCUUUCUUUGACUUCCUUCUGCAUUCCCAGGUGCUCCUUCAAUGCGUGGAAAAUGCCGCGGAAGAGAAAAGCUGUUCUUACCCAGCAUGCUUUUUCUUAGCCACGUUGGCUGUGUUUAUCAUGCAGCAGCACCCUGCCUUCCCUGGGAAGUGUGCAGUUCAAAUGCCGGCGGUGCCAGCACAGCCGUGCCCUUUCACUUGGGCAGCGGAAAGAUUUUCCAGCUGCACAAAUACUCUGGCAUCUGGUUAUGGACGUUUUGGGCCGUAUAAGGCAAAUAAGGAUAAUGUUGGAGUAAUUACAGACCCACAUCUUCCCACAGAGAGGAAGGAUUCACUUGUGACAGACAGCAUUUGGUCCUUCAGCUCUGCCAGGGCAGCCACCUUGGGAGAGGAAGCGUGAAAGGAAGAAAGUGAGCAGGUAAGAGCGGUCCCUGGCUGCUGUGUGGCUUCUGGCCUCAUUCUGCAGUCAUGGAAGCAGGGAGCCACGGGCAGGAAGGAACCAGGUAAGCAGGGCUUGACUGUAAGCCACAACAGUAGGAUGAAGUGGAAGUUCUUACAGAUAAAGUAUUACACUGGGAUUAAUUAAGUUAAACACCAGCCAAGUCCCUUCCUGCCACCAAAAGUCCUUAAAAACAUCCCCAGCCCCUGCAGCAGCUGCCCUUCAGCUGAGGCCUCUGCUGUGUGCUUCACCGGGUCUGGUGGCCUUGUAGAGGCCUCUGGAAUCUGCAAAUCAGUUCCCAAGCUGCUGUGACAGCACAGUGUGGGGCUGCUGGCCUUUGGGGCUGGAAUAGAUGCACUUCCUCUCAGCUCAGUGCAGCCUCCAGCUGAGCCCUUCGGCGGCAGCGAGGGUGGUGUAAAACCAGGCACUACAGCAUGUGCCCAGUCAAAUCCCUCCCUCCUCCGGGGGCACCUGGGUUGCUGUUGGGCAUGGAAUUAAUUCCAGUCUUCGUUGGGGAAGGCAGGAUGGGUUGUGGCGUCGUUUAGGUAAUUUACACCUGUGGAAGCAGCAGGGGGUGCUGGUGCAGCUCCUCCCAGCUGUGCCAGUCCUUCUGGUAGGCUGUGAAACAUGGUGUGGCUGUCAUGUCAGCCGUGCAGUGGCCUUGCUCUGCAUGGCUUCUGUGGCUGUCACGGCAUCUUUUUAAACAAUAAUAUAAUAUACCUACAUGUGCAGUGUUGUAUGUACAGGCCUGCGGCAACAGCCAGAGUCAGUGAGGCUGGGUUGAGCCUUCCCGUGCUGUGAUGCCUCUGCAUGCCCAACGAGUGCCAGGGCCUGGGGAUGGCAGCAGAGAUUUUGGCCUAAGCUGUGCAUGUUGGCCCGCUGCAGCCACACAGGUCAUCACAUGCAAUUUCAGAACGAGCCAGGGCUAUGCAUCUUUUCUGUGUGUGCCCAGUCCCAAAUCGGUCAAUUGCGUUCAGCGGUACCCUGUGUGCACUGCCCAGGGUUAGGUGGAAAACCACUUAUCUUUGAGUGACCGCUCACAGCUGACCCUUAGGAAUUUGGCUGAAUAGGAAUGGAAGGAAAAGCUUUAUCGCAGAGUUACAAGCUGUCACAGCACUUGGUCUGCCGUUGUUGUACUAAGCAAGUUGUUAGUUUUAGAGAAACAUCACCUGGAACUGAUUUUUAAGCCUCCGUGUCAAAGAUUUCCUUCUCAAUGACAGUUGGUAGCAAUGGUGGCUGACAUCAGCUUUUUGUUUCGGUGGCUCAUUUCUCUUACUUGUCUGAGCGUAACUGCUCUGCGCUAACCCAUGUACAUGUGCCAGGGUGAGGUGGGUAGGCUGGAGCAAAGCACAGCUCCGUGUGAACUGCCCUGACAGCUGCUGCUCCAGCAGCCAAACCCCAGGCUCUGCGUGUGCCACCUCGUGGCUCACUCACCCCCUGAAGGAACGGGAGAGUCUUGGGGGAGGGUGAGGAGACUUUGUGGGUUCAAAUAAAGACAGUUCAAUAGGGAAAACAAAAGCCAGCAAAGCAAAACAAGGCAUUAAUUUGGUACUUCCCAUUGGCAGCCAUCUCCAGGGAAGCAGGGCUCCAUCACACUUAACGGUUACUAGGGAAGACAAAUAUCCUUGCUCCAAAUGUCUCCUCUGUCUUCUCCCAGCUUUGUAUGGUAAGCGUGACAUCAUAUGGCAUGGAACGGCCCUUUGGGCAUUGGUGUCAGCUGUCCCAGCUCUGUCCCUUCCCAACUUCUUGUGCACCCCCAGCCUGCUCGUGGUUUGGGUGGUGUGAAGAGCAGAAAAGGCCAUGGCUCUGUGUAAGCACUGCUCAGCAAUAGCAAACAUCCCUGCUUUCGACAGUUUGCAGUGCGAACCCAAACCACAGCCCCACACUAGCUGCUGGGAAGGAGAAAAAUCAACUUCACCACAGCCAACAGUAGCACAGGCAGGCAGAGUAUUUAUUAGCAUCUUUUGCAGAUUUUCUGGGGAAAACAUGAUUGCUGGGAAAGCACCACAGCGUAAAAGAAUCGUAGAAUGGUUCAGGGUUGGAAGGGACCUCACAGGUCAUCCAGUUCCAACCCCCCAUGGACACCUUCCACUGGCUCACAUUGCUCAAAGCCUCUUCCAACCUGACCUUCAGCACCUCCAGGGAUGGGACAUCCACAACUUCUCUGGGCGACCUGGGCCAGUGCCUCCCCACCCUCACCAUAGGAAUUUCGUCAUGUUUAAUUUAAAGCUUCCCCUCUCCAAUUUAAAGCCAUUCCCCGCUUGUCCUAUCACUCCAUGUCCUUGUAAAAAGUCCCUCCCCAGUUUUCCUGUAGCCCCUUUCAGUACUGAAAGCUGCUACAAGGUCUCCUUGGGGCCUCCUCUUCUCCAGGCUGAACAACUCCAACUCUCUCCGCCUGUCCUCAGAGCACAGGUGCUCCAGCCCUCGGAUCAUUUUUGUGGCCACAAACACUGACAUCCUGCAAGAGCCAGAAACCAGACACCCCAAAUGAAAACUGGACAGAAUUUAUAGAUGUAAAAUAUUUUUAUUUGUAAAUGCUGAUCUUCUAAAUCUGUUUCCACAAAUUCCAAAACCCAUAACACUCUGUAUACUUCAAAAAAUUCUUUUUUUGUGUUGUUUUUUGUCAUUUUUUUUUGCCAACAUUAGAUACUAUUAUACAGAACAGAAAAACCUGUAGGACAAAUACUGGUAGGAUGUUGGAAUAUUGUACAAGAGAAGAAAAAUAUUCAAGAAACAAUUUCAUACAGCUAUUUAUCAAGAGAAAAAUAUAUACAAUUGAUUUAUUCUGUAAGAUAAAAAUACAUCAUGCCAUAUACAUUACAAGUUCAGAACUGUAUUACUGAAUAUACCGACAGUUUACAGUCCACUUUAAUUGUGCACACAAAAAAAAACUUCAUUUUUUUUUUUUUUAUCUUUAGCCUGUGAAGUGUCAGUACCAGAAUUUUAAGUACAAAAUAAAAAGCUAACCUGGUUCAAAAUGCUGAUUAAAUUUCUACAAGCAAACACAAAACAGUGUUUUAUUUUUUUUUUU
This is a messenger RNA of Cuculus canorus (common cuckoo), 6376 nucleotides long. RefSeq names its product polypeptide N-acetylgalactosaminyltransferase 11 (gene GALNT11). The record is from RefSeq and is a predicted model, not a curated record. The transcript has 12 exons. Gene Ontology annotation, cellular component: Golgi apparatus. Lineage: Eukaryota; Metazoa; Chordata; Aves; Cuculiformes; Cuculidae. Gene Ontology annotation, molecular function: Notch binding. The coding region runs from base 181 to 2007 and encodes 608 amino acids. Gene Ontology annotation, biological process: regulation of Notch signaling pathway.